AUGCGGCUGCUGGUUAGUGAGGAUACUACUACCCCAAGUUAUUGGUUGAAUUGGAGAUUCUUGCUCUGUGCAAUAUGGGUCUUGACAUCUAUUCUCCUUGCAUCAUUUCUGAUAUGGAAAUAUGAACGUUCAGACAAUUCCAAAUCUGAAAGAGGGGAGACGCAGCAGGAGAGACCACGGAUUUUGCAUUAUGAUGAAUCUUGGAAGCCGUGCCUAAAAGAAAUUCACCCGCUUCAUUUGGUGGUUUUUCGGUUGAUAGCAUUCUGUCUGCUUUUAGUUUCCCUCAGUCUCGAAGUUGCUGCUCACGGUGGUGAAUUAUUUUACUAUUACACUCAGUGGACUCUUACUUUAGUCACCAUCUAUUUUGGGUUUGGUUUGUUGCUUUCUAUCAACGGAUGUUUACAGCAUCACAAAGCAAAUAGCUGCAACGACUACCAUGUAUCAGAGGUUGUGGAGCAAGGGUUAUAUGAGCCUCUUGCCCAUGGAGUAAAUGAAAAUGAAGUCGAAUUACGAAAACAAGAACACCAUUGUUCGCGAACUGCUGGCCUGUGCGGAUACCUGUUUCAAAUUUUAUUCCAGAUAUCUGCAGGGGCGGUAACUCUUACUGAUGGUCUUUAUUGGACCAUAAUAUUUCCCUUCCUUACCAUCAGAGAUUAUGAGCUGAGUUUUUUGACAGUCGUAGCACAUUCACUCAAUGCUAUCUUACUCCUUGGGGAUACAGCUUUAAACAGCCUGGGGUUCCCUUGGUACCGAAUCUCUUUCUUCAUUUUGUGGACGGCUACUUAUGUCAUCUUCCAAUGGAUUAUUCAUGCAUUUGUAUCGAUUUGGUGGCCAUACCCAAUCCUUGACUUGUCAUCUGAAUAUGCUCCUUUAUGGCAUUUGGUAGUGGCACUAUUGCAUAUCCCGUGUUAUGGUAUCUUUAUUUUACUGGUGAAGAUAAAACAUUUGGAAUCAAGAUAUGUGGAGGUAUUUUGCUGUGUAUCGGUUUUCCCCGCUGCAAUUAUGUUAUUGGAAAAGAUGGGUGAAUAA
This is a messenger RNA of Fraxinus pennsylvanica, 1029 nucleotides long. The record is from the annotation of a GenBank genome assembly. Lineage: Eukaryota; Viridiplantae; Streptophyta; Magnoliopsida; Lamiales; Oleaceae.